AGGGGUGUGAAGGGGUAGCUCCCAAAUUCGAUUCCUUGCAACAAUUAUUAUUAAAUCAUAUGUUUUUUUUAAAUGAGCAAUAUAAUACUCCCUCCGUCCCAUGAAACCUUUCUCCUUUCUUUUUUUUAUCCGUCCCACAAAACACGUCUCAUUUCUAUUAAAAAGUCACUUUUACCCCUUACUUUUUCAUACCCUAACUAUCACAUCAUACCUUUUUACUAAUAAUCUAUCCAUCAAAUCAUACUUUUACCCAUCACAUCAAAGGACAUUUUUGGAAAUUCAAUACCAAAAUACACUCCCCUUAAAUCCUUUCUAAAAAGCAAAAGUCUCAUGUUUCAUGGGACGGAGGAAGUAUGACUAAUGAGACAUCAUUUGUUAGUGUUCUAUAAUGACAACCUAGGUCGGAUCCACCUCCUUUGUUGUUUACUUAAUUGGAGCCAUGGGUACUAUUUUUCUCUUGUCCUCUACUUUUGAGCUUAAGAAAGGAAAAACUGAAUGUAAUAAUUCAGUUGAACUCUCUUUCAUUGGGAGAGGAGAAUAAGUAAGGAAAGAAAAAUGUUAAGAAAAAAAACGAACACAUACAAAUAUAUAUUGAAUUAAAAAUAAAUUCAAUCAAACAUCGUAAAUUAGACACCUUAGAGUAAUGUUGCGCACCAAUAGUAAAGUAAAAUUACGCUCCCAAAUUCAUCAGUCCUUCAGUGUAUGCUCGACGCAUUCAGUCCCCUCCCUCCUAUAUUAAAAAAUGAAAUAUUUUAAAUUCAUUUUAUAAAUGCUUAUUUUAGUUUAUGUAAAUAGAAAUUACCCCGGAGUACAUUUCAAAAAGUGUACUUAGCUUUGUCCAUCUCAUUUUAUAAAUAUUUAUUUUAGUUUAUGUAAAAAGUAUAAUUUCCACCGUACCAUUGUUGUGUUGUUACAAUAGGCUUGGGAGGGAAGGAGGCGUAUCGGUUCAGGAGGAAAUCCGCUUCAUACGAGGAUGCCCGAGGGGUCGGACCCAGAAGCCCUCCUCCUCCUUACGACGUGUGAGAUAUGAUCUCGAUGAGGCUGCGGCCUAACCUUUUCGGCUCUCUUCUUCUUUUCUUCUCCUUGUGGUGUCGUUGAAUGCUUGUGAGAUUUCGGGUUUUUGUGUGGUUGAGCAUGUCCUUGUGAAGUCUUUCUUUCUUUUUCUUUAGCUUGUAUAUAUUGUGCAUGUGUGCUUUGCUUUUCUCGGUAAGCUAUACAUAUCCUAGUUGUAACAAAAUGUACGUAGUACGUGUAUGUUCAUGCAUCCCUUUUUCCAGAGUAAUGUUAGUGUAUUUUGCUUGGCAUAAAAAUAAGAAUGUGUGUUUUUGCUCCAUCCAAUUCCCUCGCAACUUCCAGAAAACUGUCUAAUGGCUACGAAACCGGCGCUAUUAUGCCCUUAAUGCCCUCGCACGCCAGAGACACCAUCGGAGUGGAGGAUGAGAUUGGAUUCGUACUAUGCUCUGCUCCUGCUGCUCGUUCCCUUCAAUAUCGCUGCCGGUAAAAAUGAAGGAGUUUGUAUUUCGCCCGGUGGUCGGUUUCCUAGAUUUUCCAAUGAAGGGAAACCUCCAAGGAAGGUAAAUAAAGGACCAAGAGAUUUGAACCUGUGCAGGGUGUUCCGAGGGAAGACUUGCUGUGACAUAAGCCAAACACACCCUACAUUGUUGUCAAUUAGGAGGUUGGCUUCUGCUGGUGAAGCGAGCCAAGAGUGUUUGCACUUGUGGGAAUUGUUGGAAUGUUCCAUUUGCGAUCCGUAUGUCGGCGUCCAGCCCGGCCCUCCUCUUAUAUGUGCCUCUCUCUGUGAUAGAGUGUACCAGGCUUGCUCCAAUGCAUACUUUGCAGUUGACACAAAGACACAGGUUCUUGCACCAUGCGGAGUGAAUGACUUCGUUUGUGGUAGGGCCUCAGAGUGGAUCUCCAAUGGAACAGAGCUCUGCAGGAUUGCUGGGUUCUCAGUCAAAUCGGUGUAUGAUGAUCCGGAAGAAGUGACCUGCUACGGAGGAAAAUCUAGUAGGGAUUCCAUAUCUAAAUCAUGGGGAACAUCAAACUCCAAGUAUACACAAACUGCUCACAGCUCAAGUACAGUGGAGGGUUUCAAGCACUGGGUGGAAGACAUUCUUUUCAGUGAAAGAGUAUCUUGGGCAAUAGGUGGAAUGGUUCUGACUGCAGGACUUCUAUUUGUCAGCCAGCGCAGAAGCCGCAGGCAGCGCUACAAACAAGCAGCUAUCAAGCGCACGGUCAGAAAAUUGAACCCAGGCUCUCAGGCCAGGGAAGCAAGAAGGCAAGUGGAAGAUAGAUAGAGAGUAGAUUGUUAGUUAGAUCAAUGUGUUGUGCUCCAAUGUCUAGUUGUAGUUUCAAAAACUGUUUUCCCGUUGCUUUUUUUCGCAUUCUCUCUUCUACUCCUUUUUAUUUUUAAUAUGCAUAUGCACUGUCAUACGUGAAAUGGUA
This is a messenger RNA of Cuscuta campestris, 2445 nucleotides long. The record is from the annotation of a GenBank genome assembly. NCBI's taxonomy places the organism in Eukaryota, Viridiplantae, Streptophyta, Magnoliopsida, Solanales, Convolvulaceae.